CUGCGUGAGAUGGAUUUAAGAAAGUUAUUCGCCGGCAGCAGGGAAGAAGCAGCGAGGAAUGAGAGAUGUGACAGGAGCGCCUCUCAGUCGCCAGAACAACACCGCGUUUCGGCCCGGCCACGAAGCCUGCUGAUGAUGUGUGACGAGGAGGUGAGAGAGCUGCCCCGAUCCUUUCUGGACAUGUCCCGGCAAGAGAGCAGGACUCUGAGCAGACUUCACUGCAGGAACGGAGGACACCACCUGAGGAUCUCGCCUGAUGGGAGUGUGGAUGGAGGCAGACAGGACAAUGACCCCUAUGACGUCCUGAGGCUGAAGGCAGUGAGCGCGGACGUGGUGGUGGUGAUGGGGGAGGACACGGGAAGAUACCUGGCCAUGAACACCAACGGAAGCCUCUAUGGAUCAGUCACCCUCAACGAUGAGUGUUACUUCCACGUGAAGUACGAGGAGAAUCAUUACAACACGUACUGCUCCAAGAAAUACAGCUGGUACGUGGGGCUGAAGCGGAACGGCAAACCCAAACCGGGACCCAAAGCUCUUUGGGGUCAGAAAGCCAUCUUGUUCCUGCCGUUGUCAGCGGACGCGCGCAACGACGUCAACGUUCCUUGAAAAAUACCUUCAGGACCAGCUAGGAAUUUAAAGGCCUACUGAAACACACUAUGACCGACCACGUAGUCUGAUAGUUUAUAUAUCAAUGAUGAAAUAUUAACAGUGCAACACAUGCCAACACGGCCUUUUUAGUUUACUAAAUUGCAAUUUUAAAUUUCGCACACAAGUAUCCUGCUGAAACGUCGCGGUAUGAUGACGCGUGCGCGUGACGUCACGCAUUGUAAAGGACAUUUUGCUCAAGCAUCGUUCCCAGCUAUAAGUCAUCUCUUUUCAUCGCAUAAUUCCACAGUAUCCUGGACACCUGUGUUGCUGAAUCUUUUGCAAUUUGUUCAAUGAAUAAUGGAGACAUCAAAGAAGAAAGCUGUAGGAGGGAAGCGGUGCAUUGCGGUCGCCUUUAGCAACACAAACGCAGCCGGUGUUUCAUUGUUUACAUUCCCGAAAGAUGACAGUGAAGCUUUACUAUGGAACAGAGCAGUCAAGCGAACACAGUUGGAUUGGACCACACACACAAAGUACAGUGUAUUAUGCAGCGAUCAUUUCGAAAGCUCGUGUUUCGAAGAGGGUCCUUUGCGAAGGGCAGAGUUGGGCAUCGCCACCACCCGUCGACUGGUGCUGAAGAAAGGUGCGGGGCCGACCUUCAGGUUGUACAGGUACGACCAUAUAAUCUCACUAAAAUACUAGUAACACAAUAAGCAGAAAAGGGAUUUUCCAGAAUUAUCCUAGUAAAUUUGUCUAAUAACAUCUGACUGUAUAGUCUUUUUUUUUUCUAGUCCUUCACUCUCACUUUCCUCAUCCACAAAUCUUUCAUCCUCGCUCAAAUUAAUGAGGAAAUUGUUGCUUUCUCGGUCGGAAUCGCUCUCGCUGCUGGUGGCCAUGAGUGUAAACAAUGUUCAGAUGUGAGGAGCUCCACAACCCGUGACGUCACGCGCAUAUUGUCUGCUACUUCCGGUACGGGCAAGGCUUUUUUAUCAGCACCAAAAGUUGCAAACUUUAUCAACGAUGUUCUCUACUAAAUCCUUUCAGCAAAAAUAUGGCAAUAUCGCGAAAUGAUCAAGUAUGACACAUAGAAUGGACCUGCUAUCCCCGUUUAAAUAAGAAAAUCUCAUUUCAGUAGGCCUUUAAAGUGUACACAUCCAACCAAAUCAUUUUCACCAUGCUUUGAAAAUGUGCUUUACUGUUGGAUUCCCCCCCCAAAAAAUAAUAAUGCGACAAUAACCGCAGAACCAGAAAUUUAACUGAAUCCGACAUGGGAUAGGGUCUGGUUGCUCACAAUGAGACACAAUAACACCUUGUUUUAACAAAGUGAAUAACGAGAUUAAUUAGCUUGAAGAUGUUUUAUUGUAUUUUAGUUUUAUUAUGCACUGCUUAACUUAACUUAAGGGAUGUAAUUUAAAACAAUGUCUGUACUGUACAGUUAAUUCAAGUUGUGUCAUGGCUAUAGUUUGAACUGUAACUGAUGAAUUCGCUUUAAAUUCAGAACGACUCGGAAUUCAACCACAGGGUCGCUGAGCAAAAUGUGUUUAGCCUUGGAAGUUCUACUGCUUUUGUAUAAAUUAACUAACCCACUCUAGAUUAUAAAAUAUUAUACAGUAGUAUUAUUUAUAUCACACAGUUAUGUCAAAAUAUACAUAUUUUAUUUAUACAUGUAGACAUACAUGUACACAGUGAUCGCUACAGAGGGCCAAAAAAUAAAGAAAUAUUUAGUGUUUCUUAAAUGUGUCAUUAAUUGUAAUUUAAUGCCUAAACGUGUUAUGUCAUUUAUUUAUUACAUUAUUUAGAUUAAUACAUUUCAAUUUUCUUAAAUGUGUCUAACUAAAAUUUAAUGCCGAAUAGUGUUUUAAAAUGUCAUUAAUUUCUAUAAAUUAUUCCAUUAUUUAAUUAGAUGAAUCAAUAUUUCACGUGUUUCUUAAAUGUGUCAUUAAUUAGAAUGUAAUGCCUGAAUGUGUUAUAAAUGUAAUUUAUUUAUUAGAAAUUAUUCAAUUAUUUAAUUAGAUAUAGUUAAUGACUUCAUGAUUUAAUUAUUUGUAAUUUAUUUAUUUAAUGAUUGAAAUAUAGGAACAGUCAAUUAUUCACCAAUGUAUUUAUUCAAUUGCACUCAUAAUGAAAUAGUGACACCUUUACACGUACAUAAUGAUUUAAAUAUUUACUAAUUUCAUUUUGUCUCAUUGGGGCCUCCAUAGUUUUCUGCAUACGGUUUCUUCUUCUGUAUUAUUUUUUUAUUACAACAGAGUAAAUCCACAAUAACAGUACCGAGAAUCUCUAAAAUAUAGUUUGUAUUUUUUGGGGGUUGUAUAGUUUAAAAGUGUACACAAAUCACGCCAAGAAUUCCUUAAAAAAGAACAAACUAUUUAUAAUAAAAGUGUUUAAUAUUGUGCCUUAAUGUAUAUACUAACACUAUGGUCAUGUUAUCACAUUUUUUAUGUAUUAACAAAAAGUGUACUGUGAUGUAUAUGUAUGUAUGUUUUUUGAUGAUUUUAUUUCCUGAUUUUAAUUUGAAUUAUGAUUUUUAACCUUUAUUUUUGCCUUCUUUUAAUUUUCUGUAAAUCACUUUGAAUUGCCUUGUGUACAAAUGCAUCCAUCCAUCCAUUUCCUACUGCUUAUUCCCUUUGGGGCGCUGGUGACUAUCUCCGCUACAAUCGGGAGGAAGGCGUCGUACACCCUGGACAAGUCGCCACCUCAUCACAGGGCCAAAACAAAUAGACGGACAACAUUCACACUCACAUUUGUCUACAAAUUGUGCUCUAUAAAUAAAAGUGUCUCGCUUUGCCUUGCCUAAAUAAAUGAAUGCAUUUUU
Molecule: messenger RNA, 3400 nt
Organism: Nerophis ophidion (straightnose pipefish)
Lineage: Eukaryota; Metazoa; Chordata; Actinopteri; Syngnathiformes; Syngnathidae
Product: fibroblast growth factor 1-like
Exons: 5
Coding region: 10-606 (198 amino acids)
Biological process (GO): cell differentiation; regulation of cell migration; animal organ morphogenesis
Cellular component (GO): cytoplasm
Molecular function (GO): growth factor activity; fibroblast growth factor receptor binding
Source: RefSeq, a predicted model, not a curated record